AUGGUCGGAGCAAAGAAGAAAAACGCUGCGACAAAGCAACCUACAAGUAACACAAAAGAAGAUCGCAUUAGUAGCUUACCUGAUGAAAUUAUCUGUCACAUCCUUUCCUUCUUGCCAUCAACACUUCAAGCUGUGAGAACUUCUGUUUUAUCAAAAAGAUGGCGUCUUCUUUGGACCUAUGUUCCAAACAUCACUUUUCCUCUCAAAUUCGUUCCAUUAAUCUUUUACUACGACCUCAAAGAAUACAGUGAACGAGAAGCUAGAUUGAUUGAUAAAACCCUGAAGACUUAUUCUUCCUCCAAGAUCAAGAAAUUCUGCAUCCAAUUUUCCGCAGAUUUGAUUGACUUGGGUCCUCGAAUGGAUUCGUGGGUCCAGUUCGCUGUGGGAAGGGACGUGGAGGAUCUUACAUUGGAAUUUUCCCUCAACAAUAGCAUACGCGGCUUCGAUAUCGCCAAAUGUUAUGGUUACUCGUUGCCCCAAUUCUUUUACCACAAUUCAUGGUUGCGUAAUUUGAAGGCCGAUUUUUGUCAGUUCGUGCCUGAUGGGAGAGUAUCAUGGUCAUCACUCAAGGAUUUGAGUAUCGGGCAUGAUACUUUAACUGAUGAAGUGAUGCAAAAUAUUCUAGAUGGAACUCCUGUACUUCAAUCCUUGAAAUUGCUCUCUUGCAAUCGAAUUCAUAGGCUUGAUCUUUCUUUGAAUUCUCAUUUGAAGAAGUUAGUGAUGCAUGAAGCUGUUGCUUAUGUUAAAGAGGAUGAUACUGUGGUUGAAAUUGCAGGUCCUCACCUUCAGGUUUUGGAAAUUAUGGGUUUUUGGUUUAAGAAGAAGUGUAGGUUGAUGAAUAUGUCAUCUUUGAUCAGGGCUACCCUAGAUUUUGAGGUAGAAAGAGGUCUUCAUGAAAAGAGGAAUGAUUUCUUAGAGAAGAGUCGAAAUAUUGUCGAGGAGUGUCUUGACAACGUUCAUCAUGCAAGGGAACUAAAACUAGGAAGUUGGUGCAUUCAGGUUCUAUCGACAUCGAGGAUGGUGAAUGUUCUGCUUUCUCCAUCGUUAAGUCGCAAAUGCUUAAUUCUUGAUGUUGACAGUUUCAGUAACCAGUACAUCCCUGGGAUAGCAAGUCUACUUUGCUGUUCAUAUAACCUACAUGAAUUGGUUAUAAAUAUAUGCCCUGACAUCACAUGUAAAGAGUUCUAUGCUGACUCAGACUUCUCCAACUCUGAUGAUUUUGGGGAGAAUUAUUGGAAGUCACAGAAGAUAAUUUUCAGCCAUUUAUUGUUGAAUCUCAAGACUGUUAAGAUAUCCAAACUCAUGAAAAGAGAAAGAGGUUGUAGCCUUGAACGUGUGUUUACAUUUCUGGGGUUUCUGCUCAAGAAUGCAAGUGUGCUGGAGAAGAUGGUUUUAUAUGGUUCGCGUCUUGGACGAGAUGUUCUCUUUGUGGCCUCAAAAUUGUUAAGUAUCCCAAGGCGUUCUCCUCAUGCUGUGGUUUUGUUUCAGAAAAAACUGAUGACAUAAGUCCAGUAAAUAUAUAGUUCUUUAUAAAAAACAGAAAAAAGAAAAAUUCAAAAGAACUUGUUUUGAUUGCAAUUGCCCAAGUUGUUUGUGGUAUCCUCUCCUUCAAAAAAUUGCAACUUAGAUCAAGAUUUUCAAGAAAAUGUGAACUUCCUAUCUCAAAGGGAAUAUUUUCUGUUAAAUUAUUGUGACUCAAAUUCGAAAGCAAUAAACUUGAAAACUUUCCAAGUU
Molecule: messenger RNA, 1734 nt
Organism: Hevea brasiliensis (rubber tree)
Lineage: Eukaryota; Viridiplantae; Streptophyta; Magnoliopsida; Malpighiales; Euphorbiaceae
Product: F-box/LRR-repeat protein 25
Exons: 3
Coding region: 1-1506 (501 amino acids)
Molecular function (GO): protein binding
Source: RefSeq, a predicted model, not a curated record